Messenger RNA from Macrosteles quadrilineatus (aster leafhopper), 2214 nucleotides. RefSeq lists its product as uncharacterized. Gene Ontology annotation, cellular component: nucleus. The record is from RefSeq and is a predicted model, not a curated record. NCBI's taxonomy places the organism in Eukaryota, Metazoa, Arthropoda, Insecta, Hemiptera, Cicadellidae. The transcript has 3 exons. Gene Ontology annotation, biological process: animal organ morphogenesis; regulation of transcription by RNA polymerase II. Gene Ontology annotation, molecular function: RNA polymerase II cis-regulatory region sequence-specific DNA binding; DNA-binding transcription factor activity, RNA polymerase II-specific. The coding region runs from base 249 to 2156 and encodes 635 amino acids.
GCCCCGCCCUCCUCUGUGAUUGGUCCAGGCGACUCCCAGCAGCGCAGCCGUCACACUCGCUCCCUGCCAUUCUCGUCUCUCGCACUGUUUGUAUAUGGUAUGAGCCCGCAUCAACUGCUUUCUGUAUACACUAUAAAGUGAGGUGACUCUAAGUAAUCCGGAGUGUGUUUAAACAAGACCUGACCGCACCGAAACAGAUAUUUUUUAAACGUAAAUGUUUAUCGAAUCCGUGUUUUUGCCGGGAUAGAAUGUGUACGAUAAUGAUGAAGAGUGAGAACGUAGAGGCGGGAUCGCAGUUGGUGUCGGCGACGCAUCACGGACACCACGGUAUCGGACAUGUGGCGGAUACGACCACGACCACGUCCACGGGCGCGGGUGCGACCACGGCGGCGACCACGGCCACGGCGACGUCCACGACCACCAAGAAGAGCAACGCGGGUCUGAGACGACAGGAGAAGCCGCCGUACUCGUACAUAGCGCUCAUAUACAUGGCGAUAGAGAGCUCGCCGUCAAAGAGACUCACACUCAACGAAAUCUACACCUUUCUACAACAACACUUCGCCUUCUUCCGCGGCGCUUACCAGGGCUGGAAGAACUCCGUCAGACACAACUUGUCUCUCAACCAAUGCUUCGUUAAGCUGCCCAAGGGUCUCGGACGUCCGGGGAAGGGUCACUACUGGGUGAUCGACCCGUCGUCCAAGCCAAUGUUCAAGGACGGCUCGUUGCGACGCCGACCCAGGGGGUUCUGCCGUCGUCAGCCACCGCCGCCUCAGCGCCCCCAGUACUACAGCACUGCCCCAGUCAUGCCGCAGUACGACACCUUGUCUACACCCCAGCCACAGGAGUACCCCAUGAGCUACAUGAGUCAGCAGUACCCCACAGCUGCCUACCCUCCCGAGUACCCCUCGUACCCUCCCUGUGACUCCUGGGGUACCUACCAGGACACCACACCUUACAUCAAGACCUCCCUCAGCCCCACGCCCGACCACCAGACACAGAUGGACUCUUUCUCGUAUCAGUUCUCAGUUCAGCCUUCAACGUCCGUCUCCUCCUCAGCUGAUCCCGCUGUAAUCCGGAGUGUGUUUAAACAAGACCUGACCGCACCGAAACAGAUAUUUUUUAAACGUAAAUGUUUAUCGAAUCCGUGUUUUUGCCGGGAUAGAAUGUGUACGAUAAUGAUGAAGAGUGAGAACGUAGAGGCGGGAUCGCAGUUGGUGUCGGCGACGCAUCACGGACACCACGGUAUCGGACAUGUGGCGGAUACGACCACGACCACGUCCACGGGCGCGGGUGCGACCACGGCGGCGACCACGGCCACGGCGACGUCCACGACCACCAAGAAGAGCAACGCGGGUUUGAGACGACAGGAGAAGCCGCCGUACUCGUACAUAGCGCUCAUAUACAUGGCGAUAGAGAGCUCACCGUCAAAGAGACUUACAUUAAACGAAAUCUACACAUUCUUACAACAACACUUCGCCUUCUUCCGCGGCGCUUACCAGGGCUGGAAGAACUCCGUCAGGCACAACUUGUCUCUCAACCAAUGCUUCGUCAAGCUGCCCAAGGGUCUCGGACGUCCGGGGAAGGGUCACUACUGGACCAUUGACCCCGCGUUCAAGCUGAUGUUCGAGGAUGGGUCGUACCGACGUCGCGCCCGUGGGUCCUGCGGGAAGUUGGGCCUCAAGUCGCGGCGACCUGCGCUGCCGUCUCCUGCACCUGGACACUACUACAACACUUCCGCACCUCAGUACCACGACCCUCCGCAGACCCAGGACUACUCCUACAUGAACCAGCAACACCACCCUUCGCCAGCCUACACCGAGUAUCCUGCAUACCCUAGCUGUGACUCCUGGAGCUCCUACCCCAGCCAGUGCCUCCAGGAUACCUUCGCUUACAUCAAGACGUCCCCUGACCACCAGAUGGAAGCGGAAUACCCUCAGUUCAAUGGUCAAACGGCGAUGACCGAUACAACGGGUCUGAGGUUUACCAUGCCGCUGGACAGGAAGCCCUACCUCAACUCGCCUUCGCCCUCCAACAUGGCGUUUGCCCCCCUGGCUCUGACGGAGUCUCCGGGUGCCUAUGGAGGGUACGGGGCCCCCGCCCCACAGGCGCAGCCCCCCUCGCUUUAUGAAUGCUGCAACAGCAGCGUUAAGGUAUAGAUUGAAAGGAUAAGCUUCAUUAUGUGUGAUAAAUAUAUUUCCCAAUUCCAAAUACGAG